GAUUGGUAGUGCGCUAGUAACAAUCGUGUAAACAAGUAAUUUUCGGCACUUUUUGCAAAUAUAAUUUUUAUUAAAUUACGAGAAAAAUGGCAGAUGAUUUAGAUAAUAUUCCAUCAAUAACUGUCAAGGAGCCGUUGGAUUUAGUGAGGUUAAGUUUAGAUGAACGAAUCUACGUAAAAAUGAGGAACGACCGGGAAAUUAGAGGCAGACUACACGCGUAUGAUCAACACAUGAACAUGAUACUUAGUGAUGCCGAAGAAACCAUCACCACGGUAGAAAUCGAUGAAGAAACAUACGAAGAGGUGUACAGAACAACCAAACGUAACAUUCCUAUGCUGUUUGUAAGAGGUGACGGAGUUAUAUUGGUGUCCCCUCCUAUGCGUACUUCGUAAAUAAAAAACGUUCUUCGA
Messenger RNA from Zophobas morio, 410 nucleotides. It is a transcript of the gene LSm3, whose product is annotated as U6 snRNA-associated Sm-like protein LSm3. The coding region runs from base 87 to 392 and encodes 101 amino acids. Gene Ontology annotation, molecular function: RNA binding. The transcript has 3 exons. The record is from RefSeq and is a predicted model, not a curated record. NCBI's taxonomy places the organism in Eukaryota, Metazoa, Arthropoda, Insecta, Coleoptera, Tenebrionidae. Gene Ontology annotation, cellular component: precatalytic spliceosome; Lsm1-7-Pat1 complex; P-body. Gene Ontology annotation, biological process: mRNA splicing, via spliceosome; P-body assembly.